AAAUAUGUCAGUUUCAGGUUGACAUUCCUUGUUCUGGGAGCCUAUAGAAACCAGAGGACUGGGCCUGGCCCAUCCUGUAGCUUAGGCAUAACGUGCAAUGGGGAAUACUGGAAGUGGAAGCAGAGAUCGCCACAAGUCUGGGGAAUUGCCAGCAUCACCUAAAGAUGGCCAUGCCUUUGACUUCACAAAGCACAUGCUUGACGACGAUGAACCAUACACCAUCAAGCAGAAGUUUCCUUCUGGAGACUAUCCGCACUCUCACCACCAUGUUCAUCGACCAAGAGCAUCGACCCUUACUUCUCAAAGCAGCCAGUACUCUCAGCAUGAGAAAUUCUUGCCUACCAUGUUCAAAUGGGAUGGAGGGGGAAAGGAGGUCUAUAUCUCUGGUACCUUCACAAAUUGGAAACCUAUACCCAUGGUCAAAAGUCAUGGAGACUUUGUAACCAUUGUGGAUCUGGCAGAGGGGGAGCAUCAAUAUAAGUUCCUUGUGGAUGGUGAAUGGAAGCAUGAUACAAGUGAACCAACCCUAGAGAAUGACAUGGGUACAAAAAACAACGUGAUGACAGUGCGCAAGACUGACUUUGAGGUGUUUGAAGCCCUUGCCAUUGACAGUGUUUCCUCCAGUAACACAGGGAGUGGAUUGUCAGGGUCACCUCCGGGUCGCUACAGUCAGGAUAUACCAAGCCAUCAGCCUUGGGAGAAACCGACCUCACCACCAAUUUUGCCACCUCAUCUACUCCAAGUUAUCCUCAAUAAGGAUACCCCACUCUCAUGCGAGCCAACGCUUCUCCCAGAACCGAACCACGUGAUGCUGAACCAUUUAUAUGCGCUCUCAAUCAGAGAUGGGGUCAUGGUGCUCAGUGCAACUCAUCGGUAUCGCAAGAAAUAUGUUACCACUCUCCUCUACAAACCUAUAUAAUCUGGUCAUGGUCAUCCACAGUUUGACAUUAUCCAUUUUCCAUCCUACAACUCUUAACAGGGUCUCCCCUUUUCUAGUUUUCUUUUCUUGUUUUCUGUGCCAAGAAUCGAUAGGUUAGCAUAGCAUCACAACAGACUCUUGGGCUCAUCCCAAGUUAAGAUUAGAUCAUCAUGAGGAAUAAGCUCACCUAUUACAUCAUCAUGAUUUGGUCCUAUGUGGUGGCUGCUUCUGCUUGGACUCAUUUCUGGGACAUUUGCUUUUUACUUGAUUUCAAUUUCCUUUUUUCUGUCCAGAAUUAUGCUUUAGAGAAGGCACUGAAGUACAAUCUCUGCCAUGAUUGUAGGUUGGCCUACUUGUCUUUAUGCCUUUCAUAUCAGUUAUGUCCUAUGGAAUGAUGCCCGUGAUGAAGCAAGUGCUGUGUAUCUGAGCUUACAUGCAAUGUGAAUGAUUGAUAGAUGCAAAAAGAGUGCAAGAUUUAUGAUAUUAGUGUUGUAGUGCAUAAAUAGGUUCAGAUUGAAGAUAGUCUUGCUGUGUAUGGGUUUUCCAGUGCCAUGGGUGCAGUACUCCUCAAGGAAAUGUGGCAUUUGAACCAAGUGGGGGGGGGUGAAAGGCAACCUGUCUUUUCAGAGGAGAAGUGCCUAAUUCUCCUCCAUUCUAGCUUUGGAGCUCUAUUCAACUGCUCAAGAGAGGGUGAAUUUUACACAUAUGGAAGUGCAUGGCACACAUUGUAUGUGAGAUGAAAUGAGUAAUGAAAUAUUCUGUAUUGGAUGAUCAUUGCAUUUUUCUUUAAAAAGAGAGAG
Darwinula stevensoni is the source of this 1719-nucleotide messenger RNA. NCBI's taxonomy places the organism in Eukaryota, Metazoa, Arthropoda, Ostracoda, Podocopida, Darwinulidae. The record is from the annotation of a GenBank genome assembly.